AUGGGAACGUUUUUGUUGUUCAUUCUCUUGUUGAUCAACUUGGCUUCACAGACAAUACCGAUACAUGCCGGGAAGUUAUCAUCAGAGGAAUGGCAGACACUUAAUGGUGAGCAUCCGAUGGUAAUAGCAAGAGGUGGAUUUACAGGGAUUUUUCCUGACUCUAGUCCGUAUGCUUACCAGUUUGCAAUGUCAACAAGCUUGCCCGACUUGGCUUUGUAUUGUGAUUUACAAUUAUCAAAAGAUGGCGAAGCAAUAUGUCAAACAGAGCUCAAGCUUGACAAUACCACAAAUAUAGCAGUUGUAUUUCCCAAAAGAGGAAACACUUACAAAGUGAAUGGGAAAGAUAUUGAGGGGUGGUUUGCCGUGGACUUUACAUCCACAGAAUUAUUCACCAAUGUAUCAAUGGUUCAAGGCCUCAUAUCUCGACCAACGCUCUUUGAUAAUUUUCUUCCAUUCUUUGGAGUUGAAGAUGUAAUAGGGCUUAAACCCGCUCACAUUUGGUUGAAUGUGCAGUAUGACAUGUUCUAUACACAACACAAGCUGAAUAUGGCAUCAUUCAUUCUAACGACAUCGAGGAGAACGGCUAUCAGCUACGUAUCAUCCCCUGAGAUUGGUUUCUUGAAAAGCUUAAGUGGGAAGAUUAACAAAGUCAAGACAAAGUUAAUCUUCCGCUUCCUAGAUAAAGAUCUAGUUGAACCAACGACAAAGCAAAGUUAUGGUUCAAUCUUGGAGGAUCUGUCUUCAAUCAAGCCCUUUGUUUCUGGGAUACUUGUCCCCAAGAACUACAUUUGGCCUGUCAGUGCUGGCCGCUAUUUAGAAGCCCCAACUAGCCUCGUAACUGAUGCUCAUAAACUAGGACUAGAAGUAUAUGCUUGUGGUUUUGCAAAUGAUGUGACUACAAGCUAUAACUAUACUUAUGAUCCUACGGCUGAGUACUUGCAAUUCAUUGACAACAGUGUUCAGUUCUCUGUUGAUGGCUUUCUUACUGACUUUCCUCCCACUGCAUCCGAAGCCAUUGGUUGCUUGGCACAUACCAAGAAAAACAACAAAACCGGCAAAGCUUUGAUCAUAAGCCAUAAUGGAGCCAGCGGAGUCUUCCCAGGCUGCACUGAUCUGGCUUAUCAGCAAGCAAUUGAUGAUGGGGCCGACAUAAUAGAUUGUUCAGUUCAGAUGUCAAAAGAUGGAGUGGCCUUCUGCUUUGAUACACCAGACCUCGCAACAGAUUCGAAUGUGAUGACUUCUUUCAUAUCUCGAGCUAGUAUGGUUCCCGAAAUUCAACCUCAGAAAGGGAUCUUCUCAUUUGAUUUAACAUGGAGCGAGAUUCAGAGUUUGAAACCUCAACUCAUUAGCUCCACAGCUAAUUAUGGCUUGGUCAGAAAUCCGGAAAACAAUGGGAAGGGUAAGUUUCUUACGCUCAACGAAUUCCUGGAGAUGGCGAAGGCAAAGGCAGUUUCAGGAAUCUUGGUUAACAUUGAGAAUGCUGCCUACCUUGCAUCAAACAAGGGUUUUAGCAUAACAGAUGCUGUUGCAAAGGCCUUGAGAAAUGCGACUUUUGACAAGCAAGUUACUCAACAAGUUCUGAUUCAAUCAGAUGACAGUGCAGUGCUUACAGAGUUCAAGAAGGUCCCCACUUACAAGAGAGUCCUUUACAUAAAAGACGUAACAAGUGGUGCACCUAAGUCAACUGCAGAGCAGAUCAAGAAGUUUGCAGAUGCAGUUAACCUCCAAAGAUCCUCAGUUGUCCAUACUACGGAUUUCUUUACAACGAGUUACUCGCACAUUGUGAAGGAUCUGAAGGCUGCUAAUAUCUCUGUCUAUGUUUCAGUUCUCAGAAAUGAGUAUACAGUUAUAGCCAUUGACUUCUUCUCAGAUCCAAUUAUGGAGAUAGCAACCUAUGUUUCUAAUACAAUCGGAGUUGAUGGGAUUGUGACGGAAUACCCAGCAACUGCAACUGCAUACAUGAGAAGCCCAUGUUCCAUUCCUGAAAACGAAAAUCUCUCUUACAACAUCCUACCAGCUUCAGCUGGUAAUUUGCUCGAAUUGGCUCCGCCAGAAGUCUUGCCACCUGCAGAGGCCCCUGUUCCACCACUUGAAGCGGCAGAUGUCAUCGAUCCACCACUACCCCAAGUAGCAGUAGUUGCCUCUAAAAAGGCUCCUGCCCCUGCACCUGCUGGGGCAUCAACUAAAAGCAGUCAACCAGCAAACACUGUCAAUCUUGGUCUGGGUUUAGUGGCCAUUAUGGUUCUCUGUCUUCUGUCUUUAAGCUAUUAACAUUGAUUUAUAUGUGGCAGUAAUGUUUGCAACUUGGUGUUUCUACAUUUAUAAUUGACUAGGCCUUGCACGA
Molecule: messenger RNA, 2344 nt
Organism: Telopea speciosissima
Lineage: Eukaryota; Viridiplantae; Streptophyta; Magnoliopsida; Proteales; Proteaceae
Product: glycerophosphodiester phosphodiesterase GDPDL7-like
Exons: 9
Coding region: 1-2271 (756 amino acids)
Biological process (GO): lipid metabolic process
Molecular function (GO): glycerophosphodiester phosphodiesterase activity
Source: RefSeq, a predicted model, not a curated record